AUGGCUCCGGAGGCUAAAGUUUCAGACACUGAAUUUAAUCUGAAAGAUGAACUGUAUCAUGGGAAAUGCAUGGUCCCCCCUCCCAGAAACCAACUUAAAGAAGGUACCUGCUUCAUCCAAACCUCGUGCACCUGCACCGAGUCUCAAAACAAACGUCAGGGCGCUCUUGCGAAUCCACAAGAAGACUUUGAAGUGACACUGUCAGACAAGCAUUUGUUUGAGCAGUACAAGAAGGAGCAUCAAGAUUCAAACCACACCGGGUUUACUAGGCUGCUAAAGACUUUAGAAAUAACUGAAAGAGAUGGCAUCAUUGGCACAAAAGGCGAGGGCCCUUUUAAGAUCAGCAGUUUUGAAGAAAAGGAGUAUAUUCACUAUGCCAAGCCCAGCAGGUGCCGGAAGGCCCCUGACCCUCCGCCGAAGAUUCCUCAAGGUGUUCAAAAACUUCUCCGUCUAGGACAUGUGAUGGCUGGAACGUUUAACAUAUCAAAAAACUACAAAAAACUGAAACCAGGCGACAUUUAUGUCUAUGACGACCUGAGACCUGAAAGAUCAAAGAACCUUCGUACCUGCUCCCAUGCAGUUUCCAUCGUCGGGUACGGCUGCAGAGGUGGAGUUUGGUAUUACGUCUUUCAGAACAGCUACGGAGAAGGAUGGGGUCAGAAGGGAAUUGGAAGAGUGGCCAUGAGCAGCGUGACACAUCUGGUGCAGGUCUAG
Molecule: messenger RNA, 714 nt
Organism: Lolium perenne
Lineage: Eukaryota; Viridiplantae; Streptophyta; Magnoliopsida; Poales; Poaceae
Biological process (GO): proteolysis
Molecular function (GO): cysteine-type peptidase activity
Source: RefSeq, a predicted model, not a curated record